Triticum dicoccoides is the source of this 385-nucleotide messenger RNA. RefSeq lists its product as uncharacterized. The record is from RefSeq and is a predicted model, not a curated record. The transcript has 2 exons. Bases 39 to 311 code for a protein of 90 amino acids. NCBI's taxonomy places the organism in Eukaryota, Viridiplantae, Streptophyta, Magnoliopsida, Poales, Poaceae.
UACGUCAGCGUAGCUAGUCUCCCUACUGUAAAUCGAUCAUGGUGAUAGUGAAGAAGAACACGAGCGCCCUGUGCUGCUUCGUGGCCACACUCAUGGUGGUCAUGGCUGCCACCCUUCUUCUCUCCUCGUGCGACGCCCGCAAACAGAUGGUUGAGCCCCGUGCUUUUCCCCUGCCGGCUUCGUGCUACUCCAAACACUUCCCGAACUGCACGGACGAGCGGUGCAAGAAGUUCUGCGGCAGUGACGACAUGCCACCGGUCUCUGCGGCCUUCUGCAAUGACGGCAAUAACUGUUGUUGUCCCGUUAUCUAGGAGGAAAUGGAGAUGUCAAUAAUAUAAGCAAGAGAUCAGACUCUUCCUAAAAUCUUUGUAAACCAGCUUUUUCG